Molecule: messenger RNA, 1192 nt
Organism: Erythranthe guttata (spotted monkey flower)
Lineage: Eukaryota; Viridiplantae; Streptophyta; Magnoliopsida; Lamiales; Phrymaceae
Source: RefSeq, a predicted model, not a curated record
AUUUAGAGAGAGAGAGAGAGAAAAAACCUAGAAGCAGAUAAAACUUAGAGAGAGAGAGAGAGAGCGAAAACAAAGAGAACACGAGCCAUUGUUCUCUCUCUGAAUUUUCUGCUGCAACAAAGAAUACAUACAUAUACAUACAAGUAUAACCGUUUACAGAGAGUACAAGAACAGUGGAUUAUAAAUUCAUAAUACAAACCCUAGCGUACAGCAUGUUGCGGCUGUGGAAGUGGUACCAGAAUUGCUUAUCAACACACCCAGUUAAAACCCAGGUGAUUAGCUCCGGAUUCAUUUGGGGUUUCGGCGAUAUCGCCGCUCAAACCGUUACUCACUACACCGCCAAACCUCUCCACCUCCAAAUCACUGAUAAAAAUAAAGAUAAAGAUGAAGAACUAAAAAUCAAUUGGAGACGAGUUGGUUGCACGGCUUUGUUUGGGCUUGGAUUUGUUGGUCCUGUUGGCCACUUCUGGUAUCAAGGGCUGGACCGAAUCAUUAAGGUUCGGCUAAAGCUACAGCAAAAUUCAUUCCGUUUUGUGGCUUCAAAAGUAGCAGCUGAUGGUAUAAUAUUUGGCCCCUUGGAUCUACUGGUGUUCUUCACUUACAUGGGCUUUGCUUCCGGGAAAACUUCUGCACAAGUUAAGGAAGAUGUCAAGAGAGAUUUUCUCCCAGCGUUAAUUCUGGAGGGAGGCAUAUGGCCGAUUGUCCAGGUGGCAAACUUCCGAUUUGUUCCAGUUCAAUAUCAACUUCUUUACGUCAACUUGUUCUGUUUGUUGGAUAGCUGCUUUCUUUCUUGGAUCGAGCAGCAAGAAGAUGCCCCUUGGAAGCAGUGGUUCAAAACUAUACUCCCUUCGAAGAAGUAAAGGACAAGACUUGAUUUUUUCGCCGUUCUUAAUUGUUUCUAUUUGAGAGCAAAAAGUAUUUUUCUGGUAAACCAGUAAUCAAACAUUAUUCAGUUACAAUUCUAUCGGCACUAAAAAAACACAUAGAAGAUGAGAUUUAGUUGUGAAUCAGUUGUACGUUGUUUCUUCUCUUAAAUAGACCACCAAAAGUGCAGAAUUGAGGCCAAUUCAUGAAAUUGCCUUACAUGUAGAGUACUACUCACUCUUGUGGAAGUGAAAUUUCGAAUUCAGUUUUUGAGUUGACUCAAUGUAGCAGGCUUGGAAAUUGUCAAUUUAGGCCUCAUUUUGUUGUU